Lactuca saligna is the source of this 1561-nucleotide messenger RNA. The record is from the annotation of a GenBank genome assembly. Lineage: Eukaryota; Viridiplantae; Streptophyta; Magnoliopsida; Asterales; Asteraceae.
AUGCAACCAGGAACAACGGCGGUCAUGGAUCCUAGGUACCAACAACAAUGGAUGAUGAUGAAUCAACAUCAAGUACCGCCUCCACAGCAACAGUUCCAUCAACAACAGCCGCAACAUAUGUAUACAUACAACCAGCAACCACCACCGGCUGCGGCCGUUCUACCUCAGUACUCUGUAGCAGCAACACCUACAGGUGCUGGUCCAAAUCAUCAGCCAGCUAGCGCAGAUGAAAUCCGUACGCUAUGGAUCGGUGAUCUUCAGUAUUGGAUGGAAGAACAGUACCUCGUCAGCUGUUUCGCCCAAUCUGGCGAGGUCCUAUCUGCCAAAGUAAUCCGUAACAAGCAAAGUGGACAAUCUGAAGGUUAUGGUUUCAUUGAGUUUGUUAACCGAGAUGCUGCAGAAAGGCAUCUACAGACAUACAAUGGCACUCUCAUGCCAAAUGUUGAACAAAACUUCAGGCUGAACUGGGCUUCUCUUGGAGUUGGUGAAAAACGUGCAGAUGGUUCACCUGAUUUCACCAUAUUUGUUGGGGACUUAGCAGCCGAUGUUACAGAUUAUACAUUACAGGAGACAUUUAGGGCUCAUUAUCAAUCUGUAAGAAGUGCAAAAGUUGUAACUGAUCGAAUGACAGGGCGCACAAAAGGUUAUGGAUUUGUCAAAUUUGGAGAUGAAACUGAACAAAUACGCGCCAUGACUGAGAUGAAUGGAAGCUUAUGCUCAACCAGACCUAUGCGCAUUGGUCCAGCUGCUAACAAAAACACUACUGGUGGACAACAGAAUCCUAAAGCUUCAUACCAGAAUAAUACUAGUCAAGGAUCACAGAGUGAGGAGGAUCCAAAUAACACAACUAUAUUUGUUGGUGGUUUGGAUCCGAAUGUUACAGAUGAACAUUUAAGGCAAGUUUUCAGCCAACAUGGACAAUUAGUCCAUGUCAAAAUCCCUGCUGGAAAACGAUGUGGCUUUGUUCAAUUUGCUGAAAGAAGCUGUGCUGAAGAAGCAUUGCGUAUGCUGCAAGGAACUCAAUUAGGUGGACAGACUGUUAGACUUUCGUGGGGUCGUAGUCCUUCAAAUAAACAGGGUCAAGAAAGUCAAUACAAUGGUGGAGGAUAUUAUGGAUACGAGGGUUAUGGAGGGUAUGCUCCUGCUCCUCCUGUAGUACCACAAGAUCCAAAUAGUAUGUAUUAUGGACAUGCUGGAGGAGCUUAUGCUGGAUAUGCUGCUGCUUAUCCACAACAACAGCCACAUCAUCAGUGAUAUGGUGUGGAAGGAUAUGAAGGAUAAAGUACACCGAAGUGCAUUAAAUACAACAUUGUAGUAAUCGUCUACAUUUUAAAAAAUUUCUUGAGUUGCUUCUGUCAUUUAAGUCGACUUUUAUUUGUAUGUUUUGCUUGUUAACAAUUAGGGGUUGGUUUAUUGUUUAUUUGCUUGAAGUGGAAUUCAUAACAAAAGUAAAUCUUGAUGUACAUUUUGUGUUGAAGCAAGGCAUUGAACAAUGGAAAUGGUGAUCAACAGUUUUAAUCUUCGCAUAUAUAUUCCACAGCUUUAAUUGUCAAAAAAGUAC